Molecule: messenger RNA, 1524 nt
Organism: Dujonia railenensis
Lineage: Eukaryota; Fungi; Ascomycota; Pichiomycetes; Serinales; Debaryomycetaceae
Source: the annotation of a GenBank genome assembly
AUGUCAUUGGAUCAUGAUCUGAUGGUAGAUAGGCUAUCUUCAUCUAAUUCUCCAAAAAGUGACCUGAAAAGCCGAGCCCAGGAACAAUUGGAGAAAUGGACACAGAAGAAACAGGAACUCAUGUUGUCACAAAAUCGAGAAUACAUGGAAUCGUUAUUCAAACAGAACGCAACCAAACCCAUAAAAAUUGGACCAAUUCAAGUAAUUAAUAGUCAGGGGUUCAGAGACUCAUUUAUAGAAGCUCAAAUAGAUCCGCUCACGCAGACCAAUUUGGUUACAUUGGGUACGUUUUUCAGCAAGUUGGAUCAAGUGAGUUCCAAUUGGAAAAAUAGUGGAGCGGUAGAGAACAUGUUCAUACAACUCCAAGACAGUAAGGAGAUAAGAAGGCCACAGCCAUUUUUCCGUAGUGGCAGACAAACAGGAGGCGACGGUACUGGUAGAGCUGGUAGCACAAUAAUCUCUCCGAUAAUCCAUUUGGCACCUGUAAAGCGUUUUUACGCCAAGACUGGUACAAACGUCGGGAAUGGUGAAGGUGAUGGCUACAUCCAAUUUCAAUUGAAGAAUUUGUUUGGAGGUGCCGAGAAUUUAACCUUUGAUGCCACCACGGGUACCAAAACGCAGUCCUCAUACUUGUUGAACUACACUCAGCCAAUUUGGAAUAACACUAACUUAAGGAUGGAAAAUGUCUUUUACAUGAAUACAAGAAACUUAGAUUGGUUGAAAUGUGAGGCAACAGUUAGAGGUCAUACAAUAAAAGUAUCUCAUCAGAGCCUUCAGAAUCGUUCAGUGAAUUUGGACUUCCUGAUUGAAAAUUGCUGGAGAACUGUAUCCAAUUCACAAUCUAGAGCUUUAGAUGUCAUGCUUCAACUGGGGAAUGAUUUUAAGCUGUCUGCAUUAUUUAACUGGAAGUACGACACAAGAGACAAUGCACAUUUGCCAAUGAAGGGACACAUGGUGAGGAUAGGAUUGGAAUAUUCAGGUUUGAUCCCACUGGUGAGUAGUUACAAAUUCUUUAAAUCUGUGUGGGAACAGCAACACUCCUUCAAAGUAUCAGAUGUGCAUAGCGUAAUCCUCACAAACAAGGCCGGAGUUAUAUCACCACUAGGAGGCUCUCUUUCCACGACGCAUAUCUUGGACAGAUUCUAUAUUGGGGGACCAAAUGACGUACGUUCGUUUUUAUUGAAUGGUUUGGGUCCAAAGAGUUUCAACUCAUCCAUCGGAGGCGAUUUGUUUGUGAAUGGUGGUGUUUCUCUUGUUUCCAAGAUUCCUAGACUUGAUCCCGAAUCAAAUUUCAAGAUUCAUAAUUUCUUCAACUUCGGGAAGCUUAUACCGAUGGAAAAGUCCGAUCACUAUCUUCUGACAUUAAAGUCUUUGUCACAGGUUUCGGCAAGUUAUGGUUUUGGAAUAUUGUACAAUCACCCAAUGGCUAGAUUUGAGCUUAAUUUCGUGCUUCCAUUAAUCACUCAUGACAGAGACUAUGUCCGCAAGGGAAUACAGUAUGGAAUUGGUGUAUCAUUUUUGUAA